AAAGCACGACGUCAUCAUCUCCUCUGUAAAAGGUGCGCAAAACGGUCUACGGCGCUGAUCGCGCUGCAAACGACUCGGAACGGGACCCCCACAAUUUCGCCGGGUGCCCGGUGGGUGGUGGGACGAACGGCCGUUAACGCACCUGCAUCAGCACCGACACAGUGAUGCGUCUUCACACGCACGCCGACUUUGCGACAGGACGGAUAACGCGACACCGACUUGCGGUAUACGCUACACGGGCACCGUUCACGACAAGCACAAUGGUCGCAGGUGCGCUGGUCGCCGCCAUCAGCUGUUGGUUGCUGUUCGCCGCCGCCGCCGCAAAACACGGUUCCAACGAUCAUUCGGUGCAGUAUGACGGAGACCACGUUCUGCGGUACCACACCACCACCAGCAGUAACAGCGGUGAACACUGCUGCACCGGACAAUCCUCGUCAACUGCAGCCCUAAUCGCGAAUACCACAGAGAUUCCAUUGAAUGUUAUAAUGGAACUGAACCAGGUGACAAAUGUUUCAGAUUUAUUUACUAAAUUUAUGCCAGAUACUAAUAUGGAUGAAGCUCAAAGACGUUUUAUCACAACAGAUCCUACUACGAUGAUUUUGGAAAGAAAAGCAGCAUUUAUACCUAAGACGGCUAGUUGUUCUAUUGAAAGUCAAACAGUGAGUCUUAAAGAUAUCGAUGAUCGAAGUUUAUAUUAUUUUCCUUCGUGCACACGGGUUGACCGAUGCGGAGGAGGUUGUUGCAGUCACGAUGUAUUGGCUUGUCAACCAACUAAAAUCGAGAAACUCCACUUAGAAGUAUUUGUAUCGCAGUACAACAGAGCAGGAAAUUUCGAAUUCAAAGGUAGAAAAACAGUGUCAAUUGAGCGACAUUUGAAGUGCAAGUGUAAAUGUGUCGUUAAAGAAGAGAACUGUAGUCCAUUGCAGGUGUAUAAUCGCAAAGACUGCCGAUGUGAGUGCAGCAAUAAAGAUGAUGAAAAAAAGUGCAACGGUGAAUUAAAGCAAUGGAACUCUACGACAUGCAAAUGUGAAUGUCGCAAAAUUAAAGAAUGCACUUCAGGAUUUGAAUUUGAUAAUUAUACUUGCCGAUGUGAGCCUAUAAGAAUAAGAAAAGAAAAUACUGGUACUCAUUUGAACAGAAACAAAUAUUCAUUAGUAGUUUCAUGAACUCAAUUCUCCAAAAAAGCAUACCAAUUAUGUACAUUGUAUUGUAAUGAUGUGCGCUUAGCCAUCAUAAUAUAUCUUAAAUUUUAAAUGUAUAAUAAAUAAUAUUCAAUAAAAUACAAUAAUAUAUAUAAUAAUUGUAAUAAUAACAUAUGUAUAAUAAUUAUAAUAAUUGAUAGCUUUAAAUAUAAGAUAAAACUCACACAUAUGCACAUAUACACUUGCACACACUCUUAUCUGUACAAGAAUUAUAUGUAUAAGGAGACUGGUAGUCGCCGUCAGGGCGCUGUGUGUUGUUGCCGUCUUUUUGUAUAAGGAUUCAUAAGCGAGUGUAAAAGACUACGCAGAUCGUUAUAUAAAAGGCGUAUACAAUUAUUUAAUUGUAAAACAUUUGUUAAAAUAUAAUUCAUGUGUUUGUAAAAUAAAGUUAAAUAUAAAUAAAUAGUUAAUUUAAGGAAAAA
Messenger RNA from Aphis gossypii (cotton aphid), 1624 nucleotides. RefSeq lists its product as uncharacterized. The coding region runs from base 165 to 1166 and encodes 333 amino acids. Gene Ontology annotation, biological process: positive regulation of protein autophosphorylation; positive regulation of cell population proliferation. Gene Ontology annotation, molecular function: growth factor receptor binding; growth factor activity. The transcript is spliced from 7 exons. The record is from RefSeq and is a predicted model, not a curated record. Gene Ontology annotation, cellular component: membrane. NCBI's taxonomy places the organism in Eukaryota, Metazoa, Arthropoda, Insecta, Hemiptera, Aphididae.